Messenger RNA from Cyprinus carpio (common carp), 2297 nucleotides. RefSeq names its product cyclin N-terminal domain containing 1 (gene cntd1). The record is from RefSeq and is a predicted model, not a curated record. Gene Ontology annotation, cellular component: site of double-strand break. NCBI's taxonomy places the organism in Eukaryota, Metazoa, Chordata, Actinopteri, Cypriniformes, Cyprinidae. Gene Ontology annotation, biological process: reciprocal meiotic recombination.
UUAAAAAAUAAAAUUAAACGUGUUGAUAUUUGAAUGAGCUCCGUGACUUAGCUUUCUGGAGGAAAAACGAAAUCUUUCAGCGCUUGUUGUUGUGACGACGAUUACUCUUUACUAACAAAUGGCUGGAAAUACUAUGUUUUCACUGCACACCAGGGAACCAAUGAACCCGAGGUUUGGAGAGGUGUCCUUAGACAUUUUAACCGAUAUUCUGUCCAACCUCAACAACAGAAACAAAUCCAACUUGGAACACGUGUCUGAUUUCUGUGGCUGUCUGAAAGAAAAGAGGAUAGUGGAGUGUGUGUUUCAUCUCUGUGAGGAGCUGGGACUGAAUCCUGCGGUUGGAUACCAGGCAAUCGAAAUACUGGAGAGGUUUAUGGCCAAAUAUACUGAGCAUCUAAUCCGCAGCCAGAAAGGUCAAGGAGCAUCAUCUGAGCACACAGGAACGUUCGAGGAGCUCAUCUUCCAAACACUCAAGCAGAAGUUCUUUCUCUCCGUCCUCUCAAGCGUUCAGAUAGCCAGCAAACUGGACCUGUACUCCAAUGUUGUUAACAAUGACAUCGCCAUGAGAUUUCUGCAGGCAGUCGGUUACCCUUCCUCCAAAGAGCAGCUCUUGGACUCUGAGAUUCUCGUUUUGAAAACUCUAAACUUUAAUUUAAAUGUCCCGAAUCCUUUAACGUACGUGGAGACCCUUUUGGAAGUGCUGGGCCGUAAUGAUGCAACUGUCCCUGUUGCUCAACUACAUCACCUGUGUGUGCGUGUACUGCAGUUUAUUUACCUGCAGAGGGAGACAAUCUACAACGCAUUGCUCAAAUCUGCCACUGGAUGCUCCAGUCCCUCCCAUGAACUAAGAGCCAAGUUUGUGUCUGUGACCGAGGACUUCAUGCUUCUGGGAGUGGGAGUCAUCGCUGUGGCCGCCUUCAUUCAUCAUAUCUCAACAUGGGAAAAGGUAGUGGAGGAGCUGUCAGGAAUAACAGGGAUUUCAGGCCAGAGUAUCAUGGACUUUGCGUAUGUCACCCUGAUGCACCUCACCAAGACCAAAUCCGUCUGAUGCAGUCAGAAACAUGACAUGUGAAGAACAGAUUACAGCUAGAGGACACAUAUAAGACAUAUAUAAGGUGAUAACAUUGUAAAUAUAAGGUUCAUAUAAGAUCUCGCUCAAAAUUCUGUUGUUAAAGUACGAUGUAAAGAUAAAACAUGAAAAUGAAAGAGGACCUUGCCAUUCACAUUUCAUUAUGCAGUGAUUUCUUCCCAUCGCACUUCUUCACAAUGAGCACACAAUCUUAAACAGAUAAAGUAAUCCAAUAAUAUUUUCAACUGUAUUUUGUUAUCUAGUAAAAUAAGUCAAUUACAUAAAAUAGAUUGUUCUCAUUAGAAUCCGAAAAAUUAAGAUUAGUUUGACAAGUUGUGUCCCAAUAGAGUUCUUCACAAUCUAUGCAAGCAUCUAGUAUAUGAAUUAUAUAUAUGGUAAUUAAAGCUGUGACUGUUGAGUGCAUGAAGUGGCCAACAUUCCACACUUCUUUUUUUCAGUUAAUUAAGUGCAUCAUCCGGGCUUCUGAGGUGCAACUGCAUAGAAUAAUGCGUACGUGUGCUAAUUGGAAUGUACAAACAGUCCUAAUUAGCAUAGAGGUAAUCUGACCCAUGCUUUCAGGGUUUACUCUUUCAUAAGACCUCAGGGGAAGACUAAAAAUAAGAUAGUUAUUGUUGUUAUACAAGCUUUAACUGUUUUUUAAAAGGAUAAUUUAUUGCUUCGGUCUGAAAUUGGACUUUUAAAGGGCAUGCAAAUACACAUUCUGUUGGCUCAUCCAAUGAUGUGACUUUGGGGUGAUUAGUGGCAAAGGGGAGUGUGCUUGAAACUUGUCUGAAAACAGUCAUUAUUUUUGCAUUUGUGUUUGAUGUCUCUGCACUUCAUCUUAAAAUAAGACAUACAGAGGCAACAGUGGCAAUUAUCUUACUGGAGCAAGUUUUAGAGAAACCGUGUCUAUUAAAAAAUGGUCCUCUGUUUGGCUUUCUUUGGUUCUGGAGAGACACCUCUUGACUCUUGUGUUAAUUAUCAAGCAAAUAAGGGAAGAGGGGGAGUCUCUGCCCAAACAUGUGUCUUGUCUGAUGGCCCACAGCUUUAAUUAUGUAAACUAAAACUUUGUAUGUUUUCUAAAAGGUAGUAUAAAGUAUAAACACAGUAUAGGUGCAUUAUAUGGGCAGUGAUCAUAACAAUGAGAGUGGCAUCAUAAGGUAGAAAUCUGCAAAAAUAUCAUGAGGCAUAAUAAUAAACAUUGUAAAUGUGCAGGUUAUUGUACAGU